AUGGCCUCCACAGACUCACGCCCGCCCGACCUCGCCCAGGUUGACACCGCACUCGAGAUGCACACCGACGGCGCCGUACCCGUGGUCAAUGCACCCCCUGCGUUGUUCGGCGCAGGCGGUCCUAUGUUGAAGCGGUUCGACGAGUCGGCCGCAUCGAGUAAGAUGCCCUCGCAGUCCGCAACACCUCCCAUUUCGGUCGUCGGCAUCGGUAACAAAGUUGCGAAGCCGGACUAUUCAGAAGCCAAGAUCGUGCUGGCUACCGUCGGGCUCCCCGCGCGGGGCAAGUCAUACCUCAGCAACAAGCUCAUGCGAUACCUUAAAUGGCUAGAAUACGAUGUCAAGCUUCGACGAUCGCGAGCCCGCCAACGCGCCAUCACGAGCGGUCAGCGGGAGAACCACAAUGCGGAGUAUUCAGCCACUCGAACGAGGAGGCGACCCGCCUGCGAGACGACUGCAGAGGACAGCCUGGAGAUGCUGAUCCAGUGGCUCAAGGACGGCGGCAACGUCGGGAUUCAUGGUAGAGAGAAGAUCAAGCAGCGCGUGGCGCGCGAGAAAGGCUUCACCGUCUCGUCGGGCGACCCGGACUACAAGGACAUGUCACCCGAGGAGGCGAAGGCGGACUUCCUGCGGCGGAUCCGCGCGUACGAGCAGGUAUACGAGACGAUCACGGAGCCGCACCUCUCGUACCUCAAGAUCAUCAACGUGCACGGGGAGAGCCAGUUCAACGUGGAGGGCAAGAUCGGCGGCGAUGCGCCACUGUCGGAGCGUGGUCGAUCCUACGCGGAAGCGCUGCCCGGUCUCAUCAAGGACAACAUCGGCGAUGCACCUUUGACCGUCUGGACGUCAACCCUACAACGCACCAUCCAAACGGCGCAAUUCGUACCGUACACCAAGCUCACAUGGAAGUCGUUGGACGAGCUCGAUGCGGGUGUCUGCGACGGCAUGACGUACGAGGAGAUUGAGCAAGCAUACCCGGAAGACUUUGCGAAUCGCGAUGAAGACAAGUUCAACUAUCGCUAUCGAGGUGGCGAAUCUUACCGAGACGUCGUCGUGCGUCUGGAGCCUGUCAUCAUGGAAUUGGAACGACAAGAGAACAUCCUCAUCAUUGGCACCAGAUACGCCUACUUCCAGAACUUCCCCCAGACCGAAUUACCCUACAUCAAGAUCCCGUUACACACGGUCAUCAAGCUCACACCGAAGGCCUACGGCUGUGACGAGGAGCGGUACACGCUCCCGAUCGACGCGGUCGACACCCACCGACCGAAGCCCAAGGUGGCAGGCUUGAACCCACAGAUGGGCGACGUGCCGGCGCCGACGUCGAAACGGCAAUACUACGCGGAAGAGGGGGCGCAUUAUAAUGAUGUCUGGACGGUGAAGAAACUGGAUCAUCCUACAGUUCCCCGACAUAUCGGCCACGAGGUCAUUCUACACGUUGAGUAG
Messenger RNA from Fomitopsis serialis, 1440 nucleotides. RefSeq names its product histidine phosphatase superfamily. The coding region runs from base 1 to 1440 and encodes 479 amino acids. The transcript is spliced from 17 exons. Gene Ontology annotation, molecular function: fructose-2,6-bisphosphate 2-phosphatase activity; 6-phosphofructo-2-kinase activity; ATP binding. The record is from RefSeq and is a predicted model, not a curated record. NCBI's taxonomy places the organism in Eukaryota, Fungi, Basidiomycota, Agaricomycetes, Polyporales, Fomitopsidaceae. Gene Ontology annotation, cellular component: cytosol. Gene Ontology annotation, biological process: fructose metabolic process; fructose 2,6-bisphosphate metabolic process.